Messenger RNA from Polyodon spathula (Mississippi paddlefish), 882 nucleotides. Its product is annotated as homocysteine S-methyltransferase 1-like. The record is from RefSeq and is a predicted model, not a curated record. Lineage: Eukaryota; Metazoa; Chordata; Actinopteri; Acipenseriformes; Polyodontidae. Gene Ontology annotation, molecular function: S-adenosylmethionine-homocysteine S-methyltransferase activity. Gene Ontology annotation, biological process: S-methylmethionine cycle. Bases 204 to 698 code for a protein of 164 amino acids. The transcript has 6 exons.
GGUCAUUUCCUCUUACGGGAACGACUCCAGCCCAAAGUCGUUGUAUUUCAGCUCUAGUUUACUUCCCAGCACUGGACAGCCGACCAAUAUUCUAGAUAUUCAAUAGCAAACCGCGGAGUGGAGUUUCCGCUGCCACUUGUUAAUCUUUAAUCAUUUUGUAAAAGAAUAUCCGUUGGCUUUGAGAGCAUUUACACGAAAUAAACAUGAAUGAAAAGGUUGUCAUUUUAGACGGUGAUUUUGCAACAGGAUUAGAAGCGGGUGGGUUUAAGAUCCAGGGAGAUCCCUUGUGGAGUGCCAGAUUAAUUCAUACGAAUCCCCAGGCAAUCAAAGAAGCGCACUGCAGGUUUCUUUCGAGCGGUGCUGAUGUUAUCUGUACAGCUACUUCUCAGGCGAGUGUGGAGGGCUUUAUGAAGUUCCUGGGACUGAGCUCAGAGCAAACUGUCCAGCUUCUCAUGUCAGGGGUGUAUCGUGCUAAAGAGGCAGCGCAGGAAUUUCAUCAAACCUGCCGUGAUCCAGAAAGGAAGAUGCUUUUAGUUGCUGCUUCUGUUGGACCUUAUGGUGCCUUUCUGCACGAUGGGUCAGAGUACACAGGGGCCUAUGAGGAAACAAUGCACUUACAGCACUACACUACUCUGAUUCGGUUGCAGGAUUUCAAAGCGUGGCAUUGGCAACAGAUCCUGCGCUUGGUGUCAGCCUGACUGUGGUGGCUGUUGUGGAACUACCCCUUCAGACAUUGCACAGCUAAAACAUCGGCUGCAUGAUCACAAUAACAGUCAAGAGGAUGCUGCAGUGUGAGGGACCAUAUUAACCAAAUACGAGACAGAAACAUUGUACUAAUAGAUUGUGUGAUUUCAAUGAUGUGAAUAAAAAUAUAUACCAACA